AUGGCUACUGCAUCAGUUCAUCAACAAAUUUUAGAUGGUAAUAUUCAUAAAAAAAUUCCAUUAUCAACUUAUGAAUCAAAUUUAGAACCAACAUUACAAAAUUUAGAAUCUUUAUUACCAAAGACGUCUUCUGAAAAGUUACCAAAAUUUGAUCCAAUGAUUCAUUUACAAUAUUAUUCUAACGAGCUUGCAUCUCAUAAAUAUAAUAAUACAAGAAGAAUAACAAUGAAAGAAUUAGGUUUAGAAAAUCCAAAUUUACAAAUUUCACCAAUUGGUGUAAGUGAUCCUUUCCCAUUAUUUACUGAAGAAGCUGUGACAAUAAUGAAAAAAGAAUUAUUAACAAAAGAUAUAUUUAUGGAAAAUGCAAGAUAUUGUUUUAAUUCAACAUCAGGUUUAGAUUGUUGUUUAAGAGGUUAUGUUAAAACUAUUGAUGGGAAGGUGAAUUGUCCAUUUAUUUAUGAAGCAUGGACUAAUCCAAAAACAAUGGAAUUAAUAUCAAAAAUGGCAGGUGUGGAUUUAGAAAUUAUAAUGAAUUAUGAAAUUGGUCAUGUUAAUAUUUCAAUAAAAUCAAAUGAUCAAGCAAAUGAAGAAAUUAUAAAAUAUGAAAGAUUAAUGAUCGAUGAUAAAAAAAGAAAAAAUAGUGGUGAUGAUAUUCCUGCUGUUGUUGGUUGGCAUUAUGAUUCUUAUCCUUUUGUUUGUGUAUUAAUGUUAAGUGAUACAACAAAAAUGAUUGGUGGUGAAACUUCUUUAAGAAUGGGUACAACCAAAGGAGAAAAUCAAGUUGCUAUUAUUCCAUCACCUCAAUUAGGUUCAGCAUCUGUAUUACAAGGUAGAUUAAUUGAACAUAUUGCACCAACUCCAUUAGGUUUAUCAGAAAGAAUGACAAUGGUUACAAGUUUUAGAGCUAAAAAUCCAAGUUUAAAAGAUUCAUCAAUUUUAAAUACAGUUAAACCAGAAAUUAAUUUUGGUUCAAGAUAUAAUGAAUUUUAUUCUCAAUGGAUAAAUUAUAGAUGUGAAUUGAUAAAACAAAAAAUGGAUUUAAUUAAUAAUAAAGUUAAAACUGGUGAUUCUUUUAAUAAAGAUGAUAUUACUAAUGAUUUAAAAGAUGUUGAAGAUUAUGUUAAAAAGACAUAUGAAGAAAUGAUGAUUAGUAAAGAAGAAAUGGCAAAAAUGUUUCAAAAGAAGUAA
Lodderomyces pseudojiufengensis is the source of this 1188-nucleotide messenger RNA. RefSeq lists its product as uncharacterized. Lineage: Eukaryota; Fungi; Ascomycota; Pichiomycetes; Serinales; Debaryomycetaceae. The record is from RefSeq and is a predicted model, not a curated record. The transcript has a single exon. The coding region runs from base 1 to 1188 and encodes 395 amino acids.